Molecule: messenger RNA, 1215 nt
Organism: Miscanthus lutarioriparius
Lineage: Eukaryota; Viridiplantae; Streptophyta; Magnoliopsida; Poales; Poaceae
Source: the annotation of a GenBank genome assembly
AUGGCGCCCCAAAGCAGCUGCCGAGGCCGCGAGGACCAAACCCUAGCGUCCUCCGCUGCCGCUUCCCCUCGCCCCCCGGCGUUGGCGCCUGCGUCGGUGGUGGAGACGAAGACGAUGACAACGGUCGCCGACCUCACGGACGUCGUCCUCCAGGACAUCCUCCGCCGCCUCACCCCCGCCGACCUCCUCCGCGCGGCGCUCGCCUGCCACCGCUGGCGCCGCGCCGCCACCCGCGUCCUCCCACGCGUGCCGCCCCUCCUCGGCUACUUCUUCCACCCCAAGAACCCCUCAAGCCGCCCCCAAGCCGACGACGUCCACCUCGGUCUCGUCCUCGUCCUCCCUCAUUCGCGCCCCAAGUCGCUCCUGCCCCGCAUCCUCGUCGUCGACCCGGCGUCGCGCCGCCGCGUCCUGCUCCCGCCGCCACCGCGCGAGGUGCUGCCAGCCGAUGGCUGGCGCCGCGACAGGUGCAUCAUCGGCGUCGCCGUUCUCACGCGCGCGCACCCUAGCAGGCUCACCUUCGACGCCGUCUGCCUCACCAUCGACGGCGACCGCCCGCGCGCCUGGGUCGCGUCCGUCCGCGAAGGCAACUGCUCCUGGCGCGCGCUGCCGAGGGCCGAGGGGGUCGUCGUGGACUUCGACCCGUGGUGGUUCGAGGCCCGCUGCGUCCUCGCCGCUGGGAACAUCUACUGGCACAUCUGCAACUCCAGCCGCUUACUCCAGCUGGAUCCUUGCACGCUGGACUUCUCGUUCAUGCCCGUGCCUGCCGUCCUGGGGGAUCGCUUCAAGAAGUACCGCAUCGGAGAGAUGCCGGAGGACGGUCGUCUGUGCAUGGCAUCGAUCGUUCACGAAGAGAGUCUGCAGAUUUGGGUGCGUGGAGAGGCCAGGAGGAGUGACAGGGGGUGGUUGCUGGAGAGGGAGAUUUGCAUGACCAAAGUGCUCGAAACCGUGCCUGGGCUACCCAAGAACAGCAUGAUGCGGAUGCUUUGCACCUGGCUCAGCGACAUGGACUACGCUCGCACCGGGAAGGUGUUCAUCUGUACAUGGGGAUAUGGGCGCUACGCGUUCCAUCUGGAGACCGGCAAGCUGGAGCGUUUGGUGAUGAAAGAUGGCAAGGAGCACGGAGACCCUAUCUAUGCCUACACCUUGGCCUGGCUGCCUGAGUUCCUCACUCCAAGUCUCCAAGAAACUGACUUUCCUGUAAUUUCCAUUCCAUAG